GGCCCGUGUUUUCCCCCCCCUUCCCCCUCCCCCGCCGUUGCCCCCCCUACUCGCCAUGAUGUUCCGGGACCAGGUGGGGAUCGUGGCCGGGUGGUUCAAAGGUUGGAACGAAUGUGAGCAAACCGUGGCGUUGCUUUCGCUGCUGAAGCGCGUCACCCGCACCCAGGCACGCUUCCUGCAGCUCUGCCUCGAGCACUCUUUGGCCGACUGUGCUGACAUCCACCUCCUCGAGGCUGAGGCCAAUAGUGCCGCUGCCAUCAGUCAGUGGCCACAGGAGCCAGCAGAGGCAGCAGUGGCCCUGCUGCUGGCCCACCUACCCCUGUUGCAACCGGGCAAUGCUGCUGCCAAGGCUGAGUACAUGAAGCGGCUGCAGAAAGUGCUGGCCUACGCCAUCGAGAGCAACCGAUGCGUGGAGGAGAGCCGACAGCUCCUUUCCUAUGCCCUCAUCCACCCUGCCACCACCCUGGAUGACCGCAGUGCGCUGGCCCUGUGGCUGGGCCACCUGGAGGAACGUUUGGCCGGAACCCCGCAGCCACCACGUCCUCCUCCUCGCCCUGAUGCUGCCCCCCCCCCACCCCGCCGUGCCCCCCACGACUGGCCUGAGCACGGACCCCCUGAGAUUGGGCCCCCCUGGCCUGAAGCAGCUCCCCGGGAAAACGGCCACCCCCCUUUUCACCCCCCCAGCAGUGGCAAUGGCUUGGGGGGCACAGCGCUGCCCUGCCAGCUGCACCCCAGCCCACUGAAGCGCUCCCUGUCGCUGGUGCCUGGCAGCCCCCAGGGGGGCAGCGGUGAAUGGCCAGGGGGGGGCGAGGAGCCAGGGCCCCCUCGCACCCCCUUCGGCGACCACGCGCCCCUCUCACCCCAGAGCAGCGUGGCCUCCUCGGGCAGUGAGCAGACCGAGGAGCCCACCGGUGGCCGCAACACCUUUCAGGAGGAUGGCAGCGGCAUGAAAGACGUCCCCUCCUGGCUGAAGAGUCUGAGGCUCCAUAAGUACGCAGCCCUCUUCUCCCAGAUGACGUACGAGGAGAUGAUGACGCUGACAGAACACCACCUGGAGUCGCAGAACGUCACCAAGGGUGCGCGGCACAAGAUUGCCCUCAGCAUCCAGAAGCUGCGGGAGCGGCAGAGCGUUCUCAAAGCACUGGAGAAGGACAUCUUAGAAGGUGGGAACCUGUGGACGGCAUUGCAGGAGCUGCAGCAGAUCAUGGUGACGCCCAUCAAGGCCUUCAGGCCCCCACCUGCCCCCCCUGCUAAUGGAGCACAUGACGGGGCUCCCCCAGGGGCUGCCGAUGCCUUUGCCCCCCACCCAGCUGCCGACACUGAGGCCCCCGCAGCCCCCGUCCCUGAUGGAGACAUCCCAGGGCAGUUCACUCGUGUCAUGGGCAAAGUCUGCACCCAGCUGCUGGUGUCACGGCCGGAUGAGGAGAACAUCACGAGUUACCUCCAGCUCCUUGAGAAGUGCCUGAGCCACGAGGCGUUCACGGAGACGCAGAAGAAGAGGCUCUUGUCUUGGAAGCAGCAGGUCCUGAAGCUGCUCCGCGCCUUCCCCAAGAAGGUGCCACUUGAUGGCCAGGGCUACCGGCCUCCCAAAGGCUGGGGCUUUGGCUCCAACUCGCUCCCCAUAGCUGGCUCUGUGGGAGGGGCGGGGGGGCGGCGGGGGCAGCGCCCCUUUGCGUUGCCCCCCCGUGCGCUGCCCCCCGCCCGCAUGGGGCUGCUGGGCCCUGCU
Molecule: messenger RNA, 1726 nt
Organism: Lagopus leucura (white-tailed ptarmigan)
Lineage: Eukaryota; Metazoa; Chordata; Aves; Galliformes; Phasianidae
Product: protein Smaug homolog 2-like
Exons: 9
Biological process (GO): lipid metabolic process; regulation of mRNA stability; intracellular signal transduction
Cellular component (GO): P-body
Molecular function (GO): phosphatidylinositol-4,5-bisphosphate phospholipase C activity; mRNA binding; protein binding
Source: RefSeq, a predicted model, not a curated record